AUGUCUGCAGUUAUUUUGGGCUUCUGUGUGGUGUUGAUGGCUAGCAUUUCAUGUUUGGGACAAACACUUGAAUGCUUUCAUUGUAAACUUGGCUUUUGGGACAUGUGCCAUACUACCAGAAUGAACUGCAGUGCUGGGGAGCAGUGUUUUGUUGGCAUUGGUGUGGCAGCCUCUGUUGUGAAAAUCAAGAUGAUGGGUUGCCUUGAAGAUGACUGCAACAAGACUACUGUUGUGACUUUCCCUGAGAAUAAGACCCUCUACAAAAUGACAAAGAACUGCUGUGAUGAAGACUACUGUAAUGGAGGCCCUGAAGUCCAAAUGGCAUCACUUACCCUGUUGACACUAGUUAUUGCUCAGAUAAUGGGUCUAACUUUAUAA
Molecule: messenger RNA, 378 nt
Organism: Neoarius graeffei (lesser salmon catfish)
Lineage: Eukaryota; Metazoa; Chordata; Actinopteri; Siluriformes; Ariidae
Product: sperm acrosome membrane-associated protein 4-like
Exons: 3
Coding region: 1-378 (125 amino acids)
Source: RefSeq, a predicted model, not a curated record